GCUUUUGCUGUGCCUGUCCGCUGUGCUGUUGCCGUUCACUGUACUCGGACUUUGUUGCUUUAGGGAGUGAGGGCCCCGUGACGCGUUGCAUUGCUGCUCCUUUUGUCUGGAACGGGCGGGUCAAGAUUUCGGUCCCUUGAAACACUUCCCACGCCAGCGCCGCUUGACUCUCGACUGGGCGCUGGACUGACGAGAUCAGCCAUUCGCAGCGCACACGGCACCCGCGGCGCCUGUCAGUCUUUGUUGCGGGACCCUGAACACGCGAUACCCCACGACAGAAUGACAGACACGAUGCAUGUCGAGGAGCCCGCCAUGGGAGCCGACAAACUCAAAUUGGACGUGGAGAAUGCCAUGACGGUCCCCAGCAAUGAAGAGACGCCAGUGCGCUCGCCCAGGUCACACAUUGACAGCUCGCCGCUGCCGACCGACUCGAUGGUGACAGUGCCGCUGUCCGAGGCCGACAGCGAAGACGCGCCAGACGAGCAGAACACACACGCAGAGGAGAAGGGCAUAAUGUCACGCCCGAGCUCCGACGAGAUUCACAAGGCCUUUGGCCGCCGCGACAGCCCCACCAGCGUCCAUGUGCCGGCCAUGACAGUCCACGACACGGACGCGCCUGAGAUGGCCAAGUUGUCUGGCCACUCGAGAAGCGACAGCAACAGCUCGGCAAAGAGCCAGCAGGUCGAUUGGGAGGAGCUGGAGAAGAAGGAAUCGCUGGAGCCUGAGGGGGCUGGGCAGGAUGAGGCCAUGGCCCUGCUGCUCGCCCGUCUGGAGCAGGAGAACAACGCCCUCAUGUCCGACUCCAAGGCCACGCUGAAAGCAAAGAACAAGUCUGCACGCUCCCGCAGUCAGUCCCGCCCGCCGUCGUUCAACCAGCUCAAGCGCCUGGUGCAGGACGAAGAAGCCUCGCAAGUGCGCUUUUCGCAACUGCCCUCGCCGCCGCCCAUGACAGAGCUCGAGUUUUGGGCCGCCCUCGUGCGCGACUACCCCCAGACCGUACAACGCCUGCCCACCCUCAGCCUCAAUAAGAUCCGCGGCGGCAUUCCUGCGCCAUUGCGCGGCGUUGUAUGGCAGAGCGCAUCGGGUGCCAGGGACAAGCUCAUCGAGGACCAGUACGACACGCUGUGCGGCGAGUCGAGCCCAUACGAGAACAUCAUCAACAAGGACCUCGGCCGAAGCUUCCCCGGCGUCGAGAUGUUCAAGGACCCUGAGGGUGAGGGGCAGAAGAUGCUGGGCCGCGUGCUCAAGUGCUUCAGCCUGUACGACAACAAGAUUGGGUACUGCCAGGGUCUGGGCUUCCUCGUGGGGCCGCUGCUGAUGCAGAUGGGCGACAAGGAGGCCUUUUGCGUGCUCGUCAGGCUCAUGGAAGACUACGACUUGCGCUCGUGUUUUCUGCCUGACCUCUCGGGUCUCCACCUCCGCAUCUUCCAGUUCCAGAAACUGCUGCACCAGCACAUGCCACAGCUGGCUCAGCACCUCGACGAACUGCAAAUCGGGUCCGCAUACCUAUCGCAGUGGUUUCUGUCCUUCUUCGCCGUCACGUGUCCGCUUCCCAUGCUAUUCCGCAUUUACGAUGUGCUGUUCGCAGAGGGCGCAUCUGAGACCAUCAUGCGCGUAGCCCUCGCCCUGAUGAAGAGGAACGAACAGAAGCUUCUCUCGCUCUCCGAGUUCGAAGAUGUUAUGCAACUGCUUCUAGGACGACAACUAUGGGAUCCUUAUGGUCGCAAAGCAGGGUCUGCCGAUGAGCUGGUCGGUGACUUUGUGGGCUUCACCAACGAUGUUACACGAGAGAGAUUGCAGGGGCUGGAGCAACAGUACAAGGAAGCGCAGGACAGGGAUGCGGCCAAGCAGCAGGUGCAGAAGUCGGCCACUUCGUUCCUGGGUCGCUUGUGGGGCCCGUCCAACUCAUCCACCAAAUCCGUAUCUCUCAGCCCAGGCCUCUCUGCGCCCUCGCGGCCGGUUAGCUUCCUGAGACGCACUCCCUCAAAACAGAGUCUUGCAUCAACACUCAACUCCACUGAAGGUUCCGAGGCUUCGAAUGCUACCCACAGCACUGCCCUGACAGACCUGUCUCGCGGGUCGAAUGGAGACGCCUUGUCAAUGAGAUCAGGUCACGGGUCCAUCGCUAUGGGUCACUCUGCAAAGGACAGGGAUCUGCACUACCAGAUCGAGCAGCUGCUCAUGUCGGUGAGCCAGCUGCAACGCCAGAACGUUGAGCUCGAAUCGGCACUGCAGAAGCAACGCGAAGACCGCAAAGAUGACCAUCGUCUCGUGCGCACAGUCGUUGAGAAACUUCGAAAGAAGCAGUCGUCCCUCUCGGCCCCCUCAACCCGGUCGGACCGCCGCCGAACAACCAUCACCGCCAGUACUAUGGUGCCAACACUUGACGACUCAAACCUCUCUCUAUCAGACGAGGCAAUAGAGAUUGUCGACAGUCUGGAAACCCGCUUCCCAACCGAGCAAUACCACACCCGCACAUCGUCGAUGUUCGAAACUAAGCAGAUGCUCCGCGACACGCUCGCACGCACAAAAGAACAGCUUUCCUCUGAAAGCGUACGUGCCCAAGCGCUAGCCCGCGAUCUUAACGAUCGUGACACGGAGCUCAUCUUUGCGCGUGACACGAUAAAAGACACAAGACAGCGCCUCGCAGACAGCUACAACCAAAACCAGAAACUGGAAAGGACGAUCCAAGAACUACGCCAGACGGCGCGCAAAACAUCUGCAGCAGUGUCUUGGUCCGCGUCGGACAGUUCCGACACGCCGCCGAGUCUCUCGCGGUCAACGACAAGCGAGAGCAUGGCAGGAGGCUUGCGCGAACUCCGGCUCGGGAGAACAAACUCGACCAAGAGCGUGCGCCCAACCAGCAUGAUGUUCAACAAGCGCUCGUCCAGUCUCGCCACACAGCAAGUCCUCACAACAGACAACAACACGCCUGCCGACAACGAGGCCCUUCUCCUCGAGCUCGUCAACGCCAAGACAGCAGAGGCGAUCGCGCGGCAGGAGCUGGAGGAGAUGCGCGGCCGGUUCGAGGGCAUGAAGCGCGUCGUCAGCGCGAGUAGUGCCGGCGCCGCGGCGGCGGCGGGCAACGGCUGGUUCGCCAAACCCGCCACCCCGCCGACGAUGAAGUCUCCCACCGUUACCGCCGUGUCUGUCGCGUCGCCCCCGACUACGACGACGAGCCCCAUGCCGGCGACUGGCACCACGGGCUGGACGUGGGGCGGCUGGAAGAGGACGCCCAGUACGAGUAACGCGACUAUCUCGUAGACUGGGAUAUGUUGGAUUCUUGGGACCGUGUAUAUAUCUGUCUGUAUAUGGGAUGGGCGAGGGCAUGUUUCUACGACUGUGUUUUUAUGUCGAUAUGUGUGGAGAAGGGGGGUGAUGGACGGCCCGGCCCCAUCUUCCGUUGUUUUUCUUAUGAUUGCUUUUUUCAGCGAAGCGGGGGGUUUGCGCACCGAUUUUAAUGACACUUUUACUGCUCGUUC
This is a messenger RNA of Dothidotthia symphoricarpi CBS 119687, 3482 nucleotides long. RefSeq lists its product as uncharacterized. NCBI's taxonomy places the organism in Eukaryota, Fungi, Ascomycota, Dothideomycetes, Pleosporales, Dothidotthiaceae. The record is from RefSeq and is a predicted model, not a curated record. The coding region runs from base 280 to 3264 and encodes 994 amino acids. The transcript is spliced from 3 exons.